CAACGACAACACUCCACGUCCUCGACCUCCUUCCCACUCAUGGAGAGUAACAGAGAGGAGGCAGUACGAUGUCUUGCCAUCGCCCAGAAACACCUUUCUGGAGGCAACUAUCCCAGUGCUCGGAAAUUUGCGCAGAAAUCUAUCUCCCUUUUCGAGACACCGGACGCUAUCCAACUACUUGCGACCAUAAAUUCCGCCGAAACUAGCACUGAAGCUUCUGAAGCGGCCUCCACGUCGAGUGCGACAGAAACACAUCCCUCAGCGUCAGGCUCAAAGCACCGUCAUGUGAAUGGUAACGCCUCGUCAAGCGGGACUGCUGGUGGAAUGGGCGGAGAGAAGCGAGAGUACACUCCAGAGCAGAAAGAGGUGGUUCGUCGGGUUCGAGCUUGCAAAAUAACCGAAUACUAUGAAAUUCUCGCUGUCAAGCGCGAAUGCGAGGACGUGGAAAUCAAGAAGGCCUAUAGAAAACUUGCCCUCGCGUUACAUCCUGACAAAAAUGGUGCACCUGGAGCGGAUGAGGCGUUCAAAUUGGUCUCCAAAGCAUUCCAGGUCUUAUCAGACCCACAAAAGCGUUCGAUAUACGACCGAAGUGGAUCUGACCCUGAGGAUAGGUCUAGCGGCAUGGCCUCUGCGGCAUCGUCUUUCCGCUCUUUCAAUGGCGGCGGAGGUGGAUUUGAGGGCGAGCUUAGUCCAGAGGAUUUAUUCAACAUGUUCUUUGGUGGGGGCGGCCAGGCGUUUGGCAACGGUGGAUUUGGAGGCUUCGGUGGGCCCACUGUCUUUACCACCUCAUUUGGCCCGGGAGGUUUCCGAACAACACGGAUGGGUGGAGGAGCCCGACCUCAACAAGCCAACGCUGAGCCACGGUCGGUGCUCAUUCAACUGCUUCCUCUCAUCCUUCUAUUUGCCUUUUCUUUAUUGUCCGCACUUCCCAACCUCUUCACUACACCUCCCGUGCCAGAUCCUCACUUUUCUUGGUCCGCAACCUCGACAUAUUCUGCGGAAAGGCAUACUGGUGGUCUGGGGGUGCAAUUCUUCAUGGACCCGAACGAGAUAAUGAGGCAUCCUGUGAUUGGAGCCGAACUCGCCCGAGACGGAAUCGACUGGAGGAAGCUUACGACCAACACUGACCAAAACCCAACGAAAGCUGGGCCAGCUCUCGCGAAAUUUGAACGGGGAGUGGACAAUACAUACUCCCAGAAAUUAUAUGCGGAGUGUCAAGCCGGUACAGAUCGAAAAAUGCGUCUGAAAGAGGCUGAGAUUGGCGUGUUUGGCAUUGGGACGGAUUGGGCGAAGGUCGAAAGGAUACAGAAGGAGGUUAUUCCCAGUUGCGAAGAGCUCAGAAAGCUGGGACUGUUACGAUAA
Mycena indigotica is the source of this 1362-nucleotide messenger RNA. Its product is annotated as J domain-containing protein. Bases 40 to 1362 code for a protein of 440 amino acids. NCBI's taxonomy places the organism in Eukaryota, Fungi, Basidiomycota, Agaricomycetes, Agaricales, Mycenaceae. Gene Ontology annotation, cellular component: endoplasmic reticulum membrane. The transcript has 6 exons. Gene Ontology annotation, biological process: cellular response to misfolded protein. Gene Ontology annotation, molecular function: Hsp70 protein binding. The record is from RefSeq and is a predicted model, not a curated record.